Molecule: messenger RNA, 3050 nt
Organism: Dendrobium catenatum
Lineage: Eukaryota; Viridiplantae; Streptophyta; Magnoliopsida; Asparagales; Orchidaceae
Product: dipeptidyl aminopeptidase 4
Exons: 6
Coding region: 248-2647 (799 amino acids)
Biological process (GO): proteolysis
Molecular function (GO): serine-type peptidase activity; dipeptidyl-peptidase activity
Source: RefSeq, a predicted model, not a curated record
AAGCAAUUCAGCUAUGGUGUUGCUGGCGGUUAAAGCAGCUUCAUGAAUGAGCUGCUUCCAGGCAGAACAGAUUAUAGGCCCAUUUUGCCCUACCCAACAGCAGCACGUUGAUAAGCAUCAUGAUCAAAAUAUGAGCUACGCAACGCUGCUGGGAGCCGGCCGUCUGUGACGAAUAGAUCGGAGCAGCAGAGUGGUGAUAGAUCUCCUCCUCUGACCCGAUCUUUGAAGUAUUAGUUCUCGAUAUCUGAUGCAAGCGCGCGCAGUGGAGCACGAAUCAAAUUCGCAGAGCAAGCGCGCGGCAAUCGGCGAGCAGCCAAGGAAGGAAAGCCCGAGGGCCGAGAAGCAGAGGAGAAGGAAUCAAGCCGGAGAAUCGGAGGCGGAAGAGAUGCCCAUGACGGACACGAAUGAAGAUUCUUUCCUCUUUCCUAUACAGGAGAUCGUGCAGCACCCUCUUCCCGGCUACAUGGCACCGUCGUCGAUCAGCUUCAGCCAUGACGACCGGAUGAUAUCGUACUUGUUCAGCUCCGAUGGGACACUCUACCGCAAGAUCUUUGCAUUCGAUCUCGCGAAUCGCCGGCAGGAGCUCGUCUUCAGCCCUCCGGAUGGUGGCGGUUUCGACGAGAACAAUCUCUCGACGGAGGAGAAGCUUAGGAGGGAGAGGGCGAGGGAGAGAGGACUUGGCGUGACUAGAUAUGAAUGGAGGGCUACUAGACCUUACAGCGCUGGAAAACUCAGCAUAAUGGUUCCCUUGCCUUCAGGAGUAUAUUUUCAAAAUAUACCUGGUUCGGAGCCAGAAAUUAAACUUCGGAGCUCUCCUGAGUCUCCGAUCAUUGAUCCGCACCUGUCUCCGGAUGGGACUAUAGUCGCUUACGUGAAGGAUGACGAGCUUUAUGUUCUUGAUUUGCGGACCGGGGAGCCAAAGAAGUUGACUCAUGGUGCAAAAGAAAAUGGAAAGACUCAUGGCCUUGCUGAAUAUAUCGCACAGGAGGAGAUGGAUAGAAAAGCGGGAUUCUGGUGGUCACCUGAUAGUAGAAAUAUUGCAUUUGCAGAAGUUGAUUCAUCUGGAAUACCUUCUUUUAGAAUUAUGCAUCUGGGUAAAAGUUCAGUUGGUACUGAUGCACAGGAAGACCAUCCAUACCCCUUUGCUGGAGCAUCUAAUGCAAAAGUUCGGAUUGGAGUAGUUUCUGUUUGUAGGGAAGGGAUCACUUGGAUGGAUCUUCUUUGUGGAGAAAAAGUUCAUGCGGAUAAUGACGAUGAAUAUUUAGCUAGAGUCAAUUGGAUGCCUGAUAAUGCUCUUAUGGUUCAGGUUCUCAACAGAUCUCAUACCAAAUUGAAAAUUUAUAAGUUUGAUAUUGUGACUGGACAGAAGGAAAUUGUUUUGGUAGAAGAACGGGAUGUAUGGAUAAAUUUGCAUGAUUGCUUCACACCUCUCGAUAAGGGAGCGAAAAAGUUUCCUGGGUGCUUUAUCUGGGCUAGCGAUAAAACUGGUUUCAGACAUCUUUACCUUCAUGACAAGAAUGGUGCUUGCUUGGGGCCAAUCACACAAGGAGAUUGGAUGGUUGAGCAAAUUGUAGGUGUUAAUGAAAGUACUGGUCUAAUUUACUUCACUGGGACUAUGGAUGGACCUUUGGAAUCUAAUUUGUACUGUACCAACCUCUUUCCAGACUGGGACCUUCCAAUACAAUUGCCAUGGAGGCUGACACAAGGCCAAGGAAAGCAUGCUGUUAUCCUUGAUCAUCAGAUGCAAAGGUUCGUCGAUGUGCACGACUCUUUAAACAUUCCACCAAGGGUGUCGCUUUGUUCUCUGCGUGAUGGGAGCUUAAUAAUGCCCUUGUAUGAGCAGCCACUAGUUAUUCCAAGGUUCAAGAAGCUUCAACUUUCUCCGCCAGAAAUUAUCCAGAUUUCCGCUAAUGAUGGAACCAUUCUAUAUGGUGCUCUGUAUGAACCUGAUGCAGAAAAAUAUGGACCACCUCCUUAUAAGACAUUAAUCAGUGUCUAUGGGGGUCCAACUGUUCAGUUUGUUUGUGAUUCAUGGCUAAAUACAGUUGACAUGCGAGCUCAGUACCUGAGGAGCCAAGGAAUUCUUGUGUGGAAGCUAGACAAUAGAGGAACUGCGAGGCGAGGACUUAAAUUUGAGAGCUUUUUGAAGCACAACGUCGGUCGUAUCGAUGCAGAAGAUCAACUCACUGGUGUUCAAUGGCUUGUUAAACAAGGGCUAGCUAAACCCGGCCAUAUCGGUCUCUAUGGUUGGAGCUAUGGCGGUUUCCUGUCAGCUUUGUGUCUGGCAAGGUUUCCUGAUACAUUUAGCUGUGCUGUGUCAGGUGCUCCCGUUACUUCAUGGGAUGGCUAUGACACAUUCUACACUGAAAAAUACAUGGGCUUGCCAUCAGAGAAUAAGGAGGGAUAUCAAUACAGUUCCAUCAUGCACCAUGCGCACAAGCUACAGGGAAAGCUGCUAUUAGUCCAUGGCAUGAUUGACGAGAAUGUGCAUUUCAGGCACACUGCAAGGCUUGUCAAUGCACUCAUCAAUGCUGGAAAGUCUUACGAGCUUCUCGUCUUCCCCGACGAACGACAUAUGCCCCGCCGGUUCCGAGACCGGGUUUACAUGGAAGAAAGGAUUUGGGAGUUUAUUGACAGGAACUUAUGAGAAGGCAACCAAUGAUGUUCUCAUGUAAGUGAAUGUGAAUCUUGCCAUUUGUUUUCAUUUAAAACCAUGAAAAUUAAAAUUUUUCAAUAAUGGACUGGUUUCCAUCCUAUGUGAGCUCCUAUUGGAGAAUUUUUUUUAGAAGUUUCUUGCAUAUGGAUUGUUUAAGAACUGUUCUAGAAGACUGAUUAGCACUGCUCAUCAUUUCUCAUACUUUGUAGCUUUUGAAGAUGGCUUGGGAUCAACUAAAAUGGUUGUCUCUUGAGCUUUUGGGUUUUUAGUUGUUGGUGCGUUAUCAGAAAUGUAUAGCAGAUUGCAUUUUCUGGGUCUUUAUAGCAGCUGAGGUUCUUGUCCUUGACCUCCUCUGUAAUAUUUUUAGAUGCCAUUGCCACUCUUAAGUUCUAAA